This is a messenger RNA of [Torrubiella] hemipterigena, 1171 nucleotides long. NCBI's taxonomy places the organism in Eukaryota, Fungi, Ascomycota, Sordariomycetes, Hypocreales, Clavicipitaceae. The record is from the annotation of a GenBank genome assembly.
CAGGGAGCAAUCGUUCUCAACGCUAGUUGACUUUGUUUUUUUGUCAUUUUUGUCACCUUCCGAACUUUCCGUCACUCUUAUUGGUUUCUCUUUUCUCUUUUCUUCUUUUUUUCCUAUAAUAACAAACUACACGCUAUGUCUGCCGUUGUUCACGUAACACUGCCGCGGCUAUGCCCGUCCUCAUCGACGUGCGUGUAAAAGGAAGGAGCGCCGCACUUACCCUGCGUCGUUGACAUCACAACCAAGCAAAACCCAGCACAGCGUGGAAUUUCGUACCUAUCAUAGACAAAUGUUAAUUGACCCAGUUUAUCAACAUAGCCUCCAUGUUAUAGUAAAGAGUUUUAUCGUUUCCAGCUAUUGUUUUGUGACGACGUGCUGCCUUUAUACUUCCAUCAUCGCUAUUAUGGAGUACCACUAUUCCCUGCCGUCCAGGCAGAGUUCGCUGAGGUCAGCAAUGGCAAACGAAAGUAUUCGACAUCGGACAAUUGCUGGCCCUGAAGUUGCUCCCCUUGGAUUUAAACGGCCAAGAAUCAUUUCAUAUCACACGCGCGCUGACCGAGUCGCCCCCGUUGCAGAAUCCGAGAAAGAAAACCUUCAAACCUCUGGUGACGAGUACUCCGGUUUCCAACCAAUGUAUGGCGGUGGUAUGGAUGAAAAGGCCUUUAACCCGGCAGAUUCAGGAACCUGGGGAUUUACUCCAUUACCAUUUGCGGAUGCCAAACCAACAGACCCCAGUCAAAGAGCUCCCUCUGGAUUCCUCAACGUGGACGAUGACGAUGCCUCUCUAUUGGCUAGUCCGAUAAUCCUACCUUCACCGGAACCAAUGCCGAAUUCGGACGAGUUUCUGAAACUUAUCAAAGAAAAUCUAAGGCUCACAAGCACUGACGAUGACAUUCCAACGCACGACAGCAAGGACGGCCAUGGCGAAGACGGCCACGAGCACAUGACCUCGUCCAUUUACAACUCAAACGAGUAUGAUGCGUCUGGUUUUCAAUCGCCCAUAUCCGAAAGUGGAAACAGAUUGAGUCUCUCUAACCUGGAAAAGUAUAGCAAGGCAAAUGACCGUCUUUCGAAUCUGCGUAGCAGUUCUGGCGCGUCUACAAAACCAGAAUCCAACGCAACGGAGCUGGGUGACGUACUGACCGAAGCACUCACGGCAGCAAAUGAAUAG